Molecule: messenger RNA, 5907 nt
Organism: Acipenser ruthenus (sterlet)
Lineage: Eukaryota; Metazoa; Chordata; Actinopteri; Acipenseriformes; Acipenseridae
Product: kinesin-1 heavy chain
Exons: 27
Coding region: 359-3340 (993 amino acids)
Biological process (GO): microtubule-based movement
Molecular function (GO): microtubule binding; microtubule motor activity; ATP binding
Source: RefSeq, a predicted model, not a curated record
UCAGCACUGUGUACAGUCACUCGCUGCUUGUGUGAACUUGGGCUGGGCAGGGCUGGUUUAUUCCAACCUGCCUUUGGCUGUGGGGUGUCAGUGUUAUCUGCAGAGGUGACGUCACUCAGCCAUCCGAGGGAGAGAGAGAGUGGGAUCCGCCGGUGUCAUGGCUGACAUGUUGGAGAGGAAGUGAUUCCUAUCCGCACAAGAAAAGUGUGCAUUUAAUACCGAUAAGCCGUCUGGGGAUCGUUCUCGAAAGACACAGAAAAGGUUUAGGGGAGCGGUCCGCCGCUUUCGUAUCCAAGGGCGGUUCCAGUCGCAGGAUCGAGUUGUAAUUAUUGUCAAUUUCAACCCAGAAUAGGGGAAGAUGGCGGACCCGGCGGAGUGCACAAUAAAAGUGAUGUGCCGUUUCAGGCCCUUGAAUUCAUCCGAAGUAGCAAGAGGAGACAAAUACAUCGCCAAAUUUCAGGGGGAUGACAGCGUGGUCAUCGGGGGUAAACCAUAUGCAUUUGACAGAGUGUUCCAGUCAAAUACUUCACAAGAACAAGUGUACAAUUUAUGUGCACAGAAAAUUGUCAAAGAUGUGCUGGAGGGGUACAACGGUACAAUAUUUGCUUAUGGGCAGACGUCUUCUGGUAAAACACAUACCAUGGAGGGGAUCCUCCAUGAUUCAGAUGGAAUGGGUAUUAUCCCAAGAAUAGUACAAGACAUUUUUAAUUAUAUUUAUUCCAUGGAUGAAAACUUGGAGUUUCAUAUUAAGGUUUCAUAUUUUGAAAUUUAUAUGGACAAGAUUAGGGACCUUUUGGAUGUUUCAAAGACUAACUUGGCUGUCCACGAAGACAAGAACAGAGUUCCGUAUGUCAAGGGAUGCACUGAACGGUUUGUCUGUAGCCCAGAUGAGGUUAUGGAUACCAUUGAUGAAGGAAAAUCUAACAGGCAUGUAGCAGUAACAAAUAUGAAUGAGCACAGCUCCAGAAGUCACAGUAUCUUCCUUAUUAACGUGAAACAAGAAAACACUCAGACGGAGCAGAAGCUAAGUGGAAAACUGUACCUGGUUGAUUUGGCGGGUAGUGAAAAGGUCAGUAAAACUGGAGCAGAAGGAGCAGUGCUAGACGAAGCAAAAAACAUCAACAAGUCUUUGUCGUCGCUUGGAAAUGUCAUCUCUGCCCUCGCAGAAGGCACUACAUAUAUUCCAUACAGAGACAGUAAAAUGACAAGAAUUCUUCAGGAUUCUCUUGGGGGUAACUGCAGAACCACCAUUGUAAUCUGCUGCUCGCCAUCCUCGUACAAUGAACCUGAAACCAAGUCUACACUCAUGUUUGGUCAAAGAGCCAAAACCAUUAAGAACACGGUAUGUGUUAAUGUGGAGCUCACAGCAGAGCAGUGGAAGAAGAAGUAUGAAAGAGAAAAGGAAAAGAACAAGACGUUGCGCAACACCAUAACGUGGCUUGAGAAUGAACUGAACAGGUGGCGCAAUGGUGAAAGCGUGCCUGUGGAUGAGCAGUUUGAUAAGGAGAAAGCCAAUGCUGAAGUUCUUGCCCUGGAUAAUGUCGCCAACAACGAAAAACCUGCUCCCACUCCAGGGGUCCCAGGAGUGAAGCUGUCUGAUGCAGAGAGGGAGAAGUGCGACGCAGAGAUAGCGAAACUUUACAAGCAACUUGACGACAAGGAUGAUGAAAUCAACCAGCAGAGCCAAUUGGCAGAGAAGCUGAAACAGCAGAUGCUGGACCAGGAAGAGCUUCUGGGCACUUCCCGGCGUGACCAUGACAACAUGCAGGCAGAGCUGAACCGGCUGCAGGCUGAGAACGAGGCCUCUAAAGAGGAGGUGAAGGAGGUGCUGCAGGCCUUGGAGGAGCUGGCUGUCAACUACGACCAGAAAUCCCAGGAGGUGGAGGACAAGACCAAAGAGUUUGAGAUGCUGAGCGACGAGCUCAACCACAAAUCGACUGUCCUGGCCUCCAUCGACUCUGAGCUUCAGAAAUUGAAGAUGACGACUAAUCACCAAAAGAAGAGAGUCACAGAAAUGAUGUCAUCCCUACUCAAAGACCUGGCAGAAAUAGGAAUUGCAGUUGGAAGCAAUGAUAUCAAGCAACAUGAAGGUAGUGGCCUGAUCGAUGAGGAGUUCACUGUGGCUCGCCUGUAUAUCAGUAAAAUGAAAUCGGAAGUGAAAACGAUGGUGAAACGCUGCAAGCAGCUGGAGAGCACCCAGGCUGAGAGCAACAAGAAAAUGGAUGAAAACGAGGGCGAGCUGGCAGCCUGUCAACUCCGCAUCUCCCAACAUGAGGCUAAGAUCAAGUCCUUGUCGGAGUACCUCCAGAAUACAGAGCAGAAGAAGAGACAGCUGGAAGAAACUGUGGACUCUCUCAAUGAAGAGCUGGUGAAGAUCAAUGCACAGGAGAAAGUCCACGCAAUGGAGAAAGAGAGUGAGAUUCAGACUGCCAAUGAAGUCAAGGAAGCUGUAGAGAAGCAGAUUCAUAGCCAUCGCGAGGCUCACCAGAAACAGAUCAGCAACCUUCGGGAUGAGCUGGACAAAAAGGAGAAGCUCAUCACUGAGUUCCAAGAUCUGAACCAGAAAAUCAUGCUGGAGCAGGAGCGCCUCCGCAUUGAGCAUGAGAAGCUCAAGACCACUGACCAGGAGAAGAGCCGCAAGCUGCAUGAACUGACGAUUAUGCAGGACAGGCGAGAACAGGCAAGACAGGAUCUUAAGGGCCUUGAAGAGACUGUUGCAAAGGAGCUUCAGACUCUUCACAACCUUCGGAAGUUGUUUGUUCAAGAUUUGGCUACCAGGGUCAAGAAGAGUGCUGAGAUGGACUCUGAUGACACUGGGGGCAGUGCUGCACAGAAACAGAAAAUAUCCUUUCUUGAGAACAACCUUGAACAGCUCACAAAAGUCCACAAACAGCUGGUACGUGACAAUGCAGAUCUGCGCUGUGAGCUUCCUAAACUGGAGAAACGUCUUCGGGCUACAGCUGAGAGAGUCAAGGCCUUGGAGUCUGCGUUAAAGGAAGCCAAAGAGAACGCUGCCCGGGACCGGAAGCGCUAUCAGCUGGAAGUGGAUCGCAUCAAGGAGGCGGUGCGGGCGAAGAACAUGGCCAGGAGGGGGCACUCCGCUCAGAUAGCCAAACCUAUCCGUCCUGGCCAGCCUCCAGUUGCUUCUCCAACACACCCCAAUGUAAACCGCCCAGGCGGUGGAUUUUAUCAGAACAGCCAGACAGUUGCAAUCCGUGGAGGUGGUGGAGCGAAACAGGACAAGAGCAUUUUCAGUGGAGGAAUGCCUAGUGUUGCAGAAGCUGGAGAAAUUGGGUUCACACCAUCCUAUUUCAACAAAGCAGCUGAAGAACCAGCAUAAUGAAAGAGGAAGAUUCAGAUCUCAUCCAAACAACCCGUCAUUCCAUUGCAGUGAACUCUCCCGAUGAGGGUUCACAGGAUUAGUUCUGAGUUUAUAUCAAAUAAUAAUAUACCUGGCUUGUACAGUUCUACCCAGUGCUCUUUGUUUGUUUGUUUUUCUCUUCUCAUAAACAGAAAUUGAUUUCCUUACAAAACAUAAAACGCAAAAUUGAGCGUGCAAUCCAGGCAUCUUGCAAGUUAACUACAUGGGAGUUACAUGUGUAGCUCUGUUUUUAUUGCACAGUUUGUUGUCAUCCAUGUCUUAAAUUUAGUCUGCACUGUGCCAAGUUGAAUGUAUGUUACAGGUUUUCAAAAAAAAGGGUGGUGGGGGGGAUCCUUGCAGAAAACGUCAUAGCCUAAUGUGUGUACAUUUCAUUGUUUUAGGGGUUGUAAAACAAUAUCUCCAACUAGAUUUGAUAAGCUUGUUUUAAGAUUUGAAUCAAAUAGAUAAAACACUACUGUCCCAUUGUACAGAUUGAGAUAGCGCUGUAUGUUUUCUUGAAGUGGUUAUUUGGAGUCUGGACUAUAAACUGUAAUAAAUGCAGUCUAGGUGCACUCAAGACUGGAGCCUGUGGAAGCCAAGACCUUGGAAUUUUGCUAAGAAAUAAAAUUUUGUUUUAUUUUUAUUUCCAGUUGAUCAGAAGAUGAGGUUGCAGUACCAAGAAAGCUGCUUAGAAAUUAACAAUCAUACUUUUAUUGCCAGGUUGUCUGAAUGAAUCAAGUACUGUAUAAUAACAAAAAUGGUUAAAUGCAUUGUUACUGAAAUACCAUAAAAGGAAUACAAAACAGCCUUCAGUAGGCUGAAAUGGAACACUUGCUUGUCCUGUCCAUGGUAUUUUCCACAUGUUGGCUUUGUGUGCUUUAAAAGCUUCUGUUUUCAUUGAGUGGUUUUACCAAUAAAUGUUCAUUAGGACCAUAGAUAAAGUUUAAAACCAUUUUUUGUUUUGAUUUUUAUAAUUCAGUUUACGAGUUAAUGGGCAGGCUGCUUUAGAACAUUUUUUUUUUUUUUUUUUUUUUUAAAUUGAGUGGAGAAAAAUAAACAUUUUUAGCUUCAUAAAAUCAUAAAAUAAUGUUUGGAAUGUUGCAUGUAGAAAGAUUAGAUAGUUUCUGAAAUAAAAACAAUAUUGUAUUUUCUUUUGGGUUAUUGUGGGGGUACUCUUUAUCUGACUUUUUACAUAUGGCUUUGAGACCAAUUACCAUCAUGUUUAUUACUUUUUGUUGUGCAUGUGUCUUUUCUGUGCCUAGCUGUGGUGGUUUUGUAUUCUAAAUGAUUUGUUGGAGGCUGAGCUUGGUAAAUCAAGCAGUGUUUUAAAUGGAUGUGUACACACUCCUCUGAAGAAACAUGUCUUCAGAUCCCGUUCGAUUAGAUGCAUUGCUUCUGAUGCUGAUCAGCCAGUCAGUGUAUCAGGAGCCCUGAGGAAAGGCUGCAUGCACAACACGCUGGUCCUUUGUGUCUUGUUUCCAUGCACUUCUAUACAAUGAGAUUUACUUUUUUUUUAAGGCUUUAGGUUAUUUUUGUUUUGUUCUGCUUCAGAUUUUUUUAUAGUGCGUUUUAAAAAAUCUGUUAAGUAAUGUCUAACCUUGGAUUUUUCAUGUUUUAAUUUAGAAACAUAAAAAAGCCAUGUGUAAAUGCCACAGUUAGCCUAGUGCAACUGAAACCUCCAAUCAACAAUAUUGAAUAGCCUUGGUAUAAAUUAGCUAAAAUGGGGAGGGGGUGGCCCAUUCUGGAUAAGUUAGGGCAUGACUUGGUUCCUCCCCCAUCACAUGUGAUAAUUUCUCUGUAGCCACAGCAAGUCAGAUUCACUUGUUCUCCUUGACACAGGAUAAUAACCCACCUAAAUGUACAGCACUUUAAACCGGGUUCUGUUAUAAACUUUAACCAAACAAAACUGCACUUAAAAUUCGCCUAAAACAGGCAUAUUAAUCUUGAUUCUAAAUAAAAUAAUAAAUGUUCUGGAAUAUCUAUGAAAGCCAAUAUUUUCUAUACUCUUUAUAUUGGAGUUUCCAAUAUAGGUGACACAAAGUGUAAAUGUAAGCAAUGUUUACCUGGUUUGCCUUGAAACUGAACUUUGAACUAGUUUGGAGAAGUUGCUCUCAGCUAUGGCAAGUUACUGUACCUGGACAGGACAAUGCUCUUGUGUACACAGUGUUCUCAUGUAAACCUGUAGAACAGUAAAUGCAUUGCAGUGUAUGCUUCAAGUGCUUACUGUAAGCUUGUUUAUUCUAGAAAUUGAACACAAUUCAAUAAAAAGCCUAAUAUUUAUUCAUGGUGAUCAACUAAAUUAUUUGCAUUAACUUAAAAAAAAAAAAAAAAAAAAAAAUUAAUGAAAUUUAUUACUGUGUAAUAGUAACUAAAUUUUGAAAGAUGACAGUGAAAACUCCACCGAUUUGGACUACGGUACUGGAUCAUUCCUACUGAGCGAGGGUGUAGAAGAGGACUCUGAAAGGGGUUUGGGGGCAAUCUACUCUUGACUGACUGCAUGAUGUAAAUGUAUGUGUGAUUUAAAUAAAACCUAAUUUGUCUUCAAA